This is a messenger RNA of Acanthaster planci (crown-of-thorns starfish), 7352 nucleotides long. RefSeq names its product cholinephosphotransferase 1-like. The record is from RefSeq and is a predicted model, not a curated record. Gene Ontology annotation, molecular function: ethanolaminephosphotransferase activity; diacylglycerol cholinephosphotransferase activity. Gene Ontology annotation, cellular component: endoplasmic reticulum membrane; Golgi apparatus. Gene Ontology annotation, biological process: phosphatidylethanolamine biosynthetic process. NCBI's taxonomy places the organism in Eukaryota, Metazoa, Echinodermata, Asteroidea, Valvatida, Acanthasteridae.
CCCAACAGGUGCACCGGUGUACCAGACCUGGGCCGACAUGUCUGAUAAACUACCAGGUGAAAACACGGACACAGCUGUAAUCGGAUUGGGGCACAAAGACUCCAACAAUUCGGCUCGAAAUUCCUCCAAAAUGUCUUCAAUGACUCAGAGCCUGAUCAGACACUUGACGUCCCCAGACCUGCUGUCCCAGGGCCAGCUGAAGCGGCUCAAGGAGCACAAAUACAGCGCAGAGGGCACGUCGUUGUUCGACGCCCCGAUGCAGGUUUUUUGGCGGUGGUUGAUUGAGCAGAUACCGAAGACGAUAGCGCCCAACACCAUCACCAUGGCGGGGCUGGCACUUAACAUUCUCGGCGCAGUGAUUCUCAUGAUGUUCAGCCCCACUGCUACAGAACCGGCACCAGGCUGGGCCUACAUUACAGCAGCUUUGACGUUAUUCAUCUACCAGGCCCUGGAUGCCAUCGACGGCAAGCAAGCACGACGAACCCAGACAAGCACGCCGAUGGGAGAACUGUUCGAUCAUGGGUGUGACUCGGUCUCAAUAGUGUUUGUGUCUCUGGCCUUUGGCAUUUCCGUUCAGCUCGGGGAGUGGCCUGAACUGCUCUUUCUGUCGACGGUCCUCUCCAUCAUCAUGUUCUACACUGCACACUGGCAGACUUACGUUUCAGGAACGCUGCAUUUCGGAAUGUUUGACGUCACGGAAUCACAGCUGACGCUGAUAGUAAUCUUCUCUCUUUCGGCAUUCUUUGGGCCCCAGAUUUGGGCUUUCAAAGUCUUGGGUGUGGAACUGAAGGUAGCAGUUUUUGCCGCAGGCAUUGUGCUGGCGCUCAUUUCCUUCGUCAACUACUUCCGAGUCAUCCUAGGGGGAGGAGGAAAGGGCAAAGAUGGAUCCACUGUCGCUGACACUAGUGUGAUAGCGCCAGCACUGCACAUUGGUUUCGUGAUUCUCCUGGCGGUCAUCAUCAAGCAGAAAUCUCGCACUGGUCUCUAUGACAAUCAGCCCUGCAUUUACCUGCUGACAUUCGGGCUAGUGGCCUCCAAGAUUACCAACAAACUUGUGGUUGCUCAUAUGACCAAAAGUGCCAUGGACCUGCUAGACACUGUUUUCAUCGGGCCGGGACUCCUCUUCCUCAACCAGUAUUUUGACACGCCCCUUCCUGAGCACCUUCUAUUGUGGAUUGCCCUGAUCUACUGCAUGGCAGAUCUAGUCCGCUACGCCAUCCUCGUAUGCCUACAAAUCUCUGUUAAUCUCGGCAUCUAUUGCUUCGACAUCACGCAACGCAGGCCCAUCCAAAUAAGUGCACGCCCGGCUCUGAAGUAGCAUAUGUCCCAUGUCUGCCUUUUUAACUCCGCGCUUCGUUUUUAAAAACUGGUUUUCGAGUAUUAAAGCUUUUAAACAGUUUAUUGUGUGGCGUAGAUUUCUUGGUAUACUCUGCAAAGGUCGAAUUGUUGAGCUUGAUUUGACUCUGUUUUGUCUCUGUGCGUUAAGUGAGUAGGUAAUACACUCUACAGGCGCCACAUCCAGUGCGAAAUUAUUGGGGGUCGAGGUUCUUUCGUAGGGGUGGGGGUCGAAUUUGUUGAUGUAACCUUUAAGGGCGGUGCCGAGGAGGGAUAGGCUAAAUUGUGGGUUUUUCAACACUGUAAGAGUUUGGGGAGAUAAAACAAUCCAACUUGAUGUUUUUGGUCAUGUUUCAAAAACGAAAAGAAAGAAAUUUUGUCUGAGGCGGCGUGGCCUCCGUCGGUCCUCUCAUGGAUCCGCCAGUGAGUAAAUCUUGCCGUAAUGAAAGACAGGUACUGCCAGCCACAUAACGUAGCAGUUGCUUAUCUUUGACAGUACCCAUAAGCCCGACAGUACCCAUAAGCCCGGCAGCACAGUCGGGUCUAGCUUAUAUAGGGUUUUCAUGGCGGCCAUCUUCCAGGCUAGUCCUUUUGUUUCACAGGGUAUGCUCAAGGGAAGUUGCCCUGUGGAACGACAGAACUGCCCCGCAAGAUGGCUACAGCGGAAAGCUUCUCCAGGACAGUAUCGAUGGCCUGGCUUACGUGUGUGGGACCUACAAUGUACACAGAAAAGGAGGGCUCGCAAAAAUGGAGGUACCAUAGUGUGCCAUGGAGGUACCAUAGUGUGCCAUGGAGGUACCAUAGUAUGCCAUGGAGGUACCAUAGUGUGCCAUGGAGGUACCAUAGUGUGCCAUGGACGCCCAAAUGUAAAUUGAGGAAAUAAUGAAGAAAACAGCUGUAAAGGAAAAGUGUUCGUGAAAAAUUUCACCGGCUCAAGCUGACGCACUGAAAAUGUACCACAUUCUCCAUAAAGUUCAUAACAUGUAGUUGAAGUCUGUGUUGGUUUCGAUAGACCUAUAUCCAAACUUUCAGCCUCCGUUCAAAGUGUCUUUGUGUAUGCCUGACAUUCUUGGUUAAAGGUGCUAUAGCUUAGUGGUUGAAACAAUACCAAGGGUUAAAGGAAGGUACUCUGUGUGUGUGCCGCCGUUUCAGAGAAAGUUGGAAGUGACUAGACCUACUUCGCGCGUGAAGCAACCUGCCGUCCAAAGGAAACUUAUGUUAAUCUGUGGGGGGGGGGCACGUCACAAUUAGGGCAAGUCCAAGCGUGUCAUGUAGUCCGACUGUAGACGUUUUGCCUACCACUUGUAUUGGCGACUAUAUCGUGCACAAAUACAUUUGUCACCUUCUGGCUAGUUUUUACUUCCAGUUCGUUCAACUGGACAUUUUUCUCAGAUUUUAAACCGGGGUUGUACUUUCAUUAAGUAUUUAGAGGUACGUGUAUUAUUAUCUAGUGUUCUGAUAGCUGCGUGGAUUUUUAGCACUUUCUGAAUUUUCUUACUUUUUGUACCGACGGUCAACCAAAGUUUUUGCAGCAAAUUUUAGGAAAAACACGAUUGUGACGUCAAAAGAGCACACCUUGCUGGUUGCAACUCGGGAGGGGUUCUUGGUCACUGACAUCUCUUUAUCUUGUACCUGGAACAGUUGUAGUCAUGUGACUGGUUCCCUCCGCACUGAUAGAUGACUUCGGCCGUUACUGACCAACUGGUUCCAAGUAGUCGGCAAGAUUGUGUGAAACGUUUAUCCUUCGGGCGACGUUGGUCGAAUUCUACAGUUUUUGUCGCUCGAACUUAACCAGUGCUGAAGAUUCCGUUGUUUACCUCUCAGGUCCAAGUCCGUUUAUCUCCCAUAAAACAGGGUGUCGUAGUUAUGGUUCUCUGCAUGUGCGAGUCGCUGUACUGCCAAAUGCAACUUAUCAUGUGGAUGUCUACGCGAUAAAGCGUAAUUCAAAUUAUCUGGUAACAUUUUGUCAUCAAUAGUCAUGUACAUAGUUUCUUCAGCCGAAACUAUCGUACCAUUUCUUGUUUCAAAUUGGUUGUAAUCAUCAAGUUGGCUGUCGUUUUUUUUUUAACUAGUAUUUAAAGCUCAAGAGAAAUCAAGUAUUGCAGUAAUGAAACUUAAAUUUCUGUUUUAUGCUAAAUUAAAGAGGUAAGAAAUGAGCAUGUGCAGUUUUUUUGGUUAAAAGGUACGGUAAUACCUUAUGUAUUAUAGGCCUACCUCUGUGUUAUUCAGUGUAUGACAACAUUGCAGAAAAAUGUUUCUGAAAAUGAAUUGUUUUCAAGAGUUUAUUGCGUUGCAUGCAAUUCAUAUGGAAUGGAUCUUCUAAUUCUCCGUGGUCUCUGCCAGACGACGCAUUUGUGGAAUGUCUUGGGUGCAAAUGUUUGUACAUGUUGUGUUUCGUGCAUUGUAAACGGCUGGUCUCGACUUCUGCACGGAUUUAAGGGAGGGUUAAAAGUUCACAAUUGGCGUGCCUGCAGGGUACGCGAAACUUUAUGUACAUGGCAAAAGGUGUUGGGUUUUCCCUCAGCCCUCGUUCGACGGCCCGAGAAUGAAGAGCUGCUACGCACAGCAAAUGGAGCAGAGAUCACUAGCGCCAUGCUGGACCAAUAGAGAGCGCAAUGGUCUUAGCAAUGGAUAUAUGUGACGUCACGCUCCACCGACGAAGGUGAGGGUGCCCUCUUCCUCGAGGUGUGACGGCGGACGGCACGUACCAGAAAGUCUCUGAGCAGCUGGAGUCGAUCCCUUGGGAUGGACGUACCGUCCCGGUCAAAAAACUCAGUUAACAGGGCUGUUGGGCACCGGAAGGUCUGACGUGAUGGCCCGGUGCCUCGUGACGUAACUAAAACAAUAUGUGACGGGCGAUUUCCCGCUUUGGCGCACCACCGUCGACUCAAAAUAGGCUGUCUAGUAAAAUAUACACUGAUCAUCAUGACCUGUCACAACAAAAUGGGAGUAAAGGCGCAUCCUGUUCUUUCCUAUUUUGAGGGUUCAAAGUCAUAUUGAAGUGGAGGUCAGUUUGGGGUUUUUUAGUAUUUGGAAAGAGUAGGCCUGACCCGUCUCCUAAUAAAUUCCAAGUAUUUCGCAGAAUCACAUAUUUGAAAAUGUCAUUUUCUCAGCAAUUUUGACGAUAGCAUUAUUCUUGCCUGGUCUGAAAUGUUGAAACAAUGUCGGGAACAUAGACGCAAAGCUGCCAGAAUAAUGCCAUAUUGUCACCUUAUAGGCCCCUACCUUUACCACAAGUGUUCUACGUGGAAACGAUCGGAAAGCUGUCUUUCUGCUGAAUUCAAAAAUACCAAUAUUACAUGUACAGUUUUUGAAAAUUCCGGCUUUCAGCUCAGUUGUGGUGACAACAUAUUUGCCUUUGCAAGUUGUUUGAAGCGGAACGUCUGAUUUAGCCCGGUACUCAAACUGUCGACAUUUGUAUUUGUUGCAUAGGCCCUAUGCUUCUGUUAUUUAAAAGCUAAAAGAAAAAAAAAUGAACGAUUUUGGUGCGGCGAACGAAGUUGAAUGGGGGGAAUAGGAAUCGACGAUCUGGUUAAGGGCGAAGUGGCCGUUCAUUCGUAGUAGGACCACGUGUAUUAUUAUUGUUCUGAUAAUCAAAGAUCAUAUAGCGCCGGGUAGCGGCGCAAGAUGGGGAACUUCACCAUGAAUACGAGUAACACGUUGUUAUCACGUGGGCGCCAUUCUGGUUGGACUACGCCUGCGCAGUGCCUGUCAAUGCGCAGGCGCUUCGAGAGGCACGCACACACAAUACCGUUCACACUCGAAUGGCGCCUAUGUGAUAACACAUUUAUGGCUGAAUUACCCAUCGGUGCUAUAUCAUCUUUGGUGGUAACUACGUGGGAUUUUGAGCACUUAAUUGUGUGUUAUUCUUUGACUUUCAAUACCGACAGCCAACCGUAGUGUAAGAAGCCACUUGUAGGAAAACCACGACAGUGGCAUUAAAAGAGCAGACCUAUACACACCUUUUUUUCGAGGCUGUUAUCGCCAAAAGUUGCAGAUUUCUUAUACUUGAGGGUAAUCAAGAUAGAACGUGUCACGUCUUGUCUAAAUGGAGUAGUACGCGACGCGCAGAAUACUCUGCAAGGAGGCCAAUAGGGUUAUGCUUUACAUGUCGUACAUAUCAUGGGUACCAUACUCGACUUCAUUCAGAAUUGAUAACCCCCGGCAGUCGGAAUUGUGCUAUGAAACAAACACACACAUUAGUAAACUUUGGAAUACCAAAGUCGAAGCUUGAUAAGUGUAUACCUGAAGUUGUGCAUGCAAAGAUGAUCUGGAGCCUUGUCGCGUUUUGUCCCAUGAUGCUAGCGCUCUUCGUGAGUUGUCAGUCGACCGAGCCGGUGAGAGUGCCCGUAGUGACUCAGUUCUACCCGGCAAUCGCCCAGGAGGGUCAGUCGUUGACCUUGUCCACGGUCUUCAACGUGACGUUGGCCAACCGGACCUGCAAGCCCACUGACAUACAGGUCAUAAAGCGGGUUUUCAGAUUUGACGUGGCCGAUAUGAUCCUGGCCGAUUUCAACCGGCUGCUGGUCCCCGACUACCGAUUGAACGUGUCCCUGGACACCAGCAGCAAGUACUUCUGGGUCUACAACUUGACAGUGCAGUGCGUGACACGGCUCAACACCAACGACAUGUUAAUCUUCGGUGGGUCGUGGGACUGCCCGGGCAUCGACAUCAAGCAGCAGUGCUUCGGGCUCCCCGUGAAAGUCGACUUUGCCUCCAUCGACGCCUUGCCGGUCUGCGCUAGCGAGCCUACUGCCGUCAAUGCCACCGCGAGGGAGGGACAAAUGCCACCCCUACCUGUUGCUCGCUUCCAGGGAUCGAACAGCAACAGUCGUAUUCGUGAGGACUCAGCAGGGAUAAACAUCACUCGAAAGCCACCGAAAAAACUAUGUCAGUCAGCCCCUGGAAAUAAGCACUUCUCAGGAGCCUGAUGAUCGAUCACCAUAUUACUUUCAUCAACCGGAUUAGCCAUUGCACGUUACCGGGCCAAACUGCAGCUUCGACACUCGGAUUUAAAAGUUAAGAUUAGAAAUUAUCCCAACAUUUACUGUGAUUCCAGUUGUCUUUAAGCUUCCAAGUUGAUGAUUGAUUUGUAAUGCAUAAUUAGCUUGCUAUCGUCAGAAGUUUAGAGGCAAAGAUGUUAGAAAUUCAAAAGUAAGUUGAUUUUUCAUUUAGUGCGUUCUCGAGCUGUGUAAGACUGACAUUUUUCAUGACGUCAGGGGUUGAUAUCUAGUAGAGGGUUGGCACUUAAAAAAUGGCUUCAGACUUCGGAAAAUUCACUUUCGGGGGGGGGCGAUUUUGUUGUGUGAGAAUUAUUAAAACUAUAAUUGGUUAGCCCACCAAAAAUUGAAAAGAAAUUGAAAAAUUAGGGACCACACGAUAAUCUAAUCUGUGUUUCAGAAGUCUUAGGGGUGUUGGCGUGCAUGUUAUUGGGCCCCGAACAGUGCUGAUUUUACACUGUUUUCAACGGGGCAUGCAUUAGGCCUAAUGGACUGCACCCCUAUGGUCGUGGCUGUAGCUACUUCCCAUAGGGAUGUGUGUAAUUUCAAGCCGCGACCAAGUGAUUCGGGCACCGUCGAUGCUUCAAAAAUUAAUAAUGGGAGGGUAACUAAAUGAAACGGCGCCCUCAUUUUCCGCUCUCAUAAUCCACUGAAAGGACAUGUGUACGUCUUUGGGAAACGCAUUUUGCAAAAAUAAUUUCUUUCUCCUUCCAUGUUUGCUUUAUUGGGAGAAACAGCCCAAGUGUAGCCUUUCAAGAUAACUGAUUAGCAUGAGUUGCUUACAGGAAUUAUUCUGCCAAUAUCAGGAGAAAAAGGUAAAAAUCUAUUGCAACUAUAAUGGUUAAUCUAGUCUUGGUCAAGACGUUGUUGUGUUGUUGAUACGCGAGAGGGCGCUCAUAAGACGAAAAUAGCUGAAACGCACGAACCACAACUAGCCGGGCCACGUCUUGACCAGGGACUCAUAUUUGUGCUCAAACAUUGACAAUAAAAUGCUAAAAAGUGUAUGUGCUUGAUCGA